Molecule: messenger RNA, 735 nt
Organism: Monoraphidium neglectum
Lineage: Eukaryota; Viridiplantae; Chlorophyta; Chlorophyceae; Sphaeropleales; Selenastraceae
Product: eukaryotic translation initiation factor 2C, 4
Exons: 6
Coding region: 1-735 (244 amino acids)
Biological process (GO): regulatory ncRNA-mediated post-transcriptional gene silencing
Cellular component (GO): cytoplasm
Molecular function (GO): nucleic acid binding
Source: RefSeq, a predicted model, not a curated record
AUGGAGCAGCCGCCAGGGGUGGAGAUCGUGGCCGGCAUGGGGCAGGCGCUGGAGGAGCUGCUGCGCAGGAACAGGGAAGCCACCGGGAAGCUGCCCGACGCGAUGCUGGUGUACCGCGACGGCGUCAGCGACAGCCAGCUGGGAGCCGUGGUUGAUAAGGCAGGUCGGGCCCAUGAGGCGGGUGAGGUGGCGGUGGCGUGCGCCGCAAUCGGCGGGCCGCCUUACGCGCCGCCGCUCACGCUGCUGGUGGUGUCGAAGAGCCACGGGCUCCGCAUGAUGGCGGUCACGGGCGGCGCGGACGUGGGCGGCGAAAGGCUGCCAGAGGUCGACAACCCCCUGCCGGGCUCUGUGCUCGACCACACAGUCACAAGGCCGCUGGCCUAUAGGUACUACCUGGCAUCCCACGCCGCCAUUCAGGGAGCCUCACGCCCAGGCAAGUACCAGGUCCUAGUGGUUGACCGGGGCCUGGGCCCUGACACGCUGCAGCUCGUCACCCACUGGCUCUGCUUCACGCAUGGCGCCUGCUCAAGAUCUGUCCGCCAGCCAGUGCCUGCUCGGUACGCAGACCAGGCGGCAGCCGCGGCGGCGCUGCUGGCCAAGCGCGGCGCAUGGCCGCAGCGGCAGCAAACUGGCGGUGGUAGUGGGGGCAGCGGCCGAGCGGGGGCGGAGCAGGGGCCGCACUACCGAAUGAUCCCCCUGGCUGACACGCUGGCAGGAUCCCACUGGUACCUGUGA